UCACAGAAAAUCCAUCGGCCUUCUUGGACAUCGCGAGAGCAACGCGAGAACUACACAAACGAAAGUACUUUCUAUACCGUAUCGAAAUACGGCUAGAAAAACUAUAAACAGACAGCACGGGAGCGCGACGCAGCUCGUGACACGUCGGUCGGUGUCCCGAGACGGACUGCUUUUACAAAGUAGCCAAAUUCGAGAACUAAUCAUUCCGAUCAUCUGAUUGGUCGAGAUCCUUAUAGGCGUUAACUCUUCCAUCUCCCUCGAGUCGUCCCUUUAAACCAAAUCGAGAGCAUUCCUUAGCGAAUCGGUAUGUAACUUUUGGAGAUCUUCCACGGCCGCUUCCCCAGGGCAUCGGGCGACAGCUGGGCACCACGUCCUUAACUCGGGUCAGGGCGUUCCUCCCCUACCCUUAACCGUAACAAAACCUGAUCUCCGCCAGCAUUGAACAAAACCAACCCUCUGCUCAUCUCCAGCGGGGCUCCGGUAUCUCGUCCGGGCUUCUGCCGGUCCAUGGAGACGUCUCCGUCGGGUACUCUCCUUUGCCGGGCAACUCGGUACGUCGAGACUAUAUCCCCACGGUAGUUUCGAGCACCUACCUCAACUAAAUAAUACGAAAUCGUCCAAGAGCAUUGGCGUAACUAUACGAAUCAACCCGAGAGCGCAGCUUCUGAGCAGGGUGGCGACCCGAAGGGAACCAGAAAUCGAGAGCAUUAUUUGUAUCGGUAGCCGGAGUCGCCUUGUGACCGUGAAUCGAAAAAUCACAUCACAAUAUAUAUGACGUUAUAGCAAUUACUGUAAAUAGUGUUAGCACAUCUGUUGUAAUUAAAUUGUAUAAAGAAAUGUUGACCAAUUUUAUUUUUAAUAUAGUUUUCAUCGCGUGCGUCUUUUCAUUCAGGGAGCUAACGUACGUGAGUAUUAGGAAUUUUGUUGAUAAAUUUUAGCACAAUGUUGCUACUGCUCUUAAUUGUUUACUAAUUAGGGACGACGCGAUUGCCUCUAUUAGUGCGAUUUUAUGGUAGUAUACUAAUUUUGAGUUUGGAAAAUUAUUGCACUCCAGUUUACUCUAUCGAGGUCUCAACAAUGACUAGUAUCGGGUUGUUCAUAGUGUUUGGAUUAAUUUUUGCGGUAUAUUCGUAUAUCCCAGUGAAAUUCGAUACCGUGUAUUUAAAUGAAAUGAUAUAUCCGAAAAAUUAUAAAUUACGAUUCAAUUUAACAGAUGCUGAUAAUUGUGAUUGGAGACCCUGUUUCUAUUCGGUUGAAGUUAAUAUCACGUUAUUUGUAAAGGUUAGAACUAAAUCGAUUUUACUUCACUGCGAGAAGGAUCUCGAGGUACAUGAGGAAAAAACUCGGUUAUUGAAGCAAUUCGACAAUGGUACCUUUGAAAAUUUAUUUAUUCUCAAUCACGAGAAAAUAACGCAAAAUAAUAUCUCGACUUUGCACAUUGAAAUUGACAUGUUCCGAGAGAGGCACGUCGCUAACUACACACUGAUGCUUUACUGCACGAGAAAAAUAGAAAAUCAUUACGGCAUCUUUUAUUCUGGAUCAGCAGACAAAAAUCACAGAAUCCUCGUGGCAACCUACAUGCUUCCAACUUUUGCACAACGUGUAUUUCCUUGCUUCGAUGAACUGAAAUGGCGCUCGACUUUUGAGAUUGAAGUAAUUCAUAAUAAAUCGUAUCGAGCCAUAGCCAAUACUGCUUUGCGAUAUCGUGAAAAUUUUUCUGAUCAAGCUGACAUAUCAAAAUUCAUAAAAACUGCACCUAUUAACCCUUCUCAACUAUUUUUUGCUGUCUUGUCUUACGUAACAUUGAACAAAACCAAGGAGAGGCCAUUUAACAUUUGGUACAGACCGAGCAUACCUUUUGACAAUGUUGAAUUGGUAGCGAAGUAUGCUGCAAUAUUUUUUAACAUCAUGACAACAGCAACCAAGAUAACAAAUAUAACCAGUGAAAAAAUGGAUAUUAUUAUUGGCGAUGGAUUGCACACGUCCAAGUGGUACAGUACAAGGGGUAUAAUAUUAUUUAGCGAAAGAAAUAUUUUAAUCGAUUCCAAAGAAUCUACGACCGUUGAUAAAUUUCACGCUAUAUCAAAUAUUGCAAAUGCUGUUGCCUUUCAAUGGAUUGGCGCUUUAAUUCGUCCAUAUCAUUGGAGUCAAUUUUGGAUAUACAAAGCCAUGGCUCAAUACGUUUCAUAUUUUUUGAUUGAUAAAAUCGAACCAUCAUGGAGGAUCUAUGAUCAACUAUUGGCACGCUCUUGUUUGAGGGCUAGAAAGGAAAGAGAAUAUUCAUCAACACCACCUUUGAGUUAUUAUUUAUUUGAUUCAUAUGAAAUAAUCUAUUUUCGCGAAGAUCUCAGCGUCAUUGAUUUAGGUGCAACUCUCAUAAGGAUGAUAGAUGAAACAAUUGAAUUUAGCGGAACUCUUAAAUUAUUAAAUAUUCAUUUAAAAAACUGGAUGAACGCUAGAUAUGGACCGACGAUUGCAGCUUUUUUGAGGAACAGAACAUCUCCCUAUGCUUCGUUAAUAGCAAGCGAUUGGAUUAACAAUCCUGGUAUUCCUGUUAUUCAUAUUUACGAACAUCCGGAUAAUUCGAAAAUAUCUUUGUUUCAGGAGCGGUUCUAUAUUUUCGGCACGUGGGCACGUUUAUUGUACAAAUGGUGGAUUCCGAUAAAAUGCUUCGAACAAUCAAACAAUACGUAUCUGCAUUUGUGGAUGAUUCCUACGGAAUCAGAAUACACCUUACCGAUACGAAUGAAAUCCUGUCUUCUCAAUACUACGACAUUCGCCGUAUAUCGUUUUAAUUAUCCCGCCGUAUGGUGGAAGUAUAUUUUCCAAGAAUUGACGAAAAAUCAUCGUUUUAUCAACGAAAUGCAAAAAAUGCGUAUAAUCGAUGAUUUGUUUCGCAUGGUCAUCGCUAAACAUCAACAGCCGCACUUACUCACUUACUUAUUUGAGUAUCUCGAAAACGAAGUUGAUUAUUUUCCGUGGCUCGCCGCGGCAAAAAUUUUCAAAUUUCUUCAAAGCAUUCUCAAAUUUGGAACAAGCGAGGAACGGAAGGAAUUAUUUCGGAUUGAAAUUGUACGUAUUACCAAUAAAAUGUACAAAAAAAUUGGAUUUGACCCAAACAAGGAUGAUAAUUACAUCACGAGGAUACAUCGAGGAUUGAUGAUGGAUAUUUCGUGUUCCUUUCGAUCUGAGGAUUGUCUGACGAUCAUGAAAAAGAAACUUCAUUGCUACAUAGCGUCAUCUACUAAAAGAUUUAAUCGUGAAAGGGAAAACUUUUCUAAUUUAUGCUUCUUUGAUGCUGACACACGGGUAAACACACUUUGCCAAGGCCUACGUCAUGCCAAUUAUGAAACUUGGUUAAAAGUUUUUGAAGUAUUAAAUGAUCCAAAUAUAUCUCCAGCUACCAAAUUGGUGAUCGAACGAUCCCUAGCUUGUACAGAAGACCCAAUUGUUCUUAACAGCUUUCUGGAAACACUCUUUGACGCUGAGCAUCCAAUAACGGAAAAUCUAUCAGUGUUACUUCUUAGGGCUGCAAGAAUGAAUGAAGAAAACGCCCAGAUAAUUUUACAAUACAUUAUCACGAAUUAUCAUGGAUUCAUCCAUAAUGUUGUUACCCCGCACGAAAUAGCAAUAAACAUUUAUAACAUUCUCAAGGAAGUUUACGAUUACCAUACAAUAGACCAAGUGUUUUUACCAUUUCUGGAAAACAACUCAGUAUCCUUUGACUUCUCACUGGUAUUAAAGAUGCAGGAAAUUGCGAGAACAAAUCUAAUAAUAAUCAACGAGGUUCGACCAAUCCUAGAAAAAUGGUUUGACGAAAGACUGGAAACAUGAAAAUCGAUUCACAAUAAAAUAUCAACAGCAAACAAAAAUUAUUUCCUACAAGUCACAGCACAUACAUAAGAGCGUCCCAUUACUUAAACCAUUACUGGUCCAUUGAUAGGUGCAGUAGACCAACAAGGGCCCAUCACUGGUCCAGUCCAAAACGUUUGUUGGGAUCCUAUAAUAAAAUAAAUUAAUUGACUCAUUAAAAAUAAAUAACAUGUAAUCGAUCAGCCCAACUAUAUUUACGAUCACCAACACUAUCGAUACCAUUAGAUAAAAGGACAGUUGGUAAUAGUCAUUCGAUUACCUUACCACAUCUACCUGUUAAUAAGAACGAAUAAAGAGACUUUAAAAAAUCCCAAUUGAUUAGGAAAUUAUUACUUCGAUGUCGUCUCAAUACUUUAAUAAUGUCUUAUAAAUUAUACGAACAUCACAUUACUAGCACAUCGAUAAUCCACAUGCCAUUAAACUACU
Molecule: messenger RNA, 4299 nt
Organism: Cephus cinctus (wheat stem sawfly)
Lineage: Eukaryota; Metazoa; Arthropoda; Insecta; Hymenoptera; Cephidae
Product: aminopeptidase N
Exons: 12
Coding region: 1078-3834 (918 amino acids)
Biological process (GO): peptide catabolic process; proteolysis
Cellular component (GO): cytoplasm
Molecular function (GO): metalloaminopeptidase activity; zinc ion binding; peptide binding
Source: RefSeq, a predicted model, not a curated record